Arachis duranensis is the source of this 2492-nucleotide messenger RNA. RefSeq names its product E3 ubiquitin-protein ligase WAV3. The record is from RefSeq and is a predicted model, not a curated record. The coding region runs from base 32 to 2173 and encodes 713 amino acids. Lineage: Eukaryota; Viridiplantae; Streptophyta; Magnoliopsida; Fabales; Fabaceae. The transcript is spliced from 2 exons.
UUUUGUUAAAAAAAAAAAAAAAAAAAGAAAAAUGGGAAGCAAAUGGAGAAAAAUGAAGCUUGCUCUUGGCUUCAACACUUGUGUUCACAUUCCUAGAGAUUUAGAUGACUCCCCUUCAGCUGCAGCCGCCAGAUUUUCCGACGUUACCUCGCCGUCGGUUGUGUCGCCGGCCUCCGCCGGAUACUACUCUUCAAGCACCCCAACGACGCCGUCUUCUUCCUCUGCUCUCCGGUUACCAAAAUCUCCAAAGGGAACUUGUGCAAUAUGCUUGAACACGAUGAAGCCGGGGCAGGGCCAUGCCAUUUUUACUGCCGAAUGUUCUCACUCGUUUCAUUUCCAUUGCAUCACUUCGAAUGUAAAACAUGGCAACCAGAUAUGUCCUGUCUGCCGAGCAAAAUGGAAAGAAAUUCCUUUCCAUAGUCCUGCUUUUAACGGCUACCAUGACAUGGCUCAAAUCAACCCGGUAACUGCAAGGGAUGAUGCUUGGACAACUGUCAUGAGGAGGAUCCCUUCGCCACAAGGGGACUCGGUUCGGCCGAUUCCAUCGCUCUAUCAUGUUCCUGAACCAGCUAUCUUUGAUGAUGAUGAAGCCUUGGAUCAACAAAAUUCAGUUACCUGCCAUAAGAAUGAGGCUGAUCAUGAUGAGAUUAUGAACAGAAUUGAGAUCAAAACAUAUCCUGAAGUUUCAUCUGUUCCAAUGUCAUCCUCCCAUGAUAAUUUCGCCGUACUAAUUCAUCUCAAGGCUCCUCAGGCAGCUACAAAACAAAGUAAUGUUGGGAACAACGGCGAAACAACUCCGAAUUCUCGUGCCUCUGUUGAUCUUGUCACAGUUCUUGAUGUAAGUGGUAGCAUGGGAGGCACUAAAAUUGCAUUGCUAAAACGAGCUAUGGGUUUUGUCAUACAGAAUCUCGGUCCAUCGGACCGUCUUUCUGUCAUUGCCUUCUCCUCCACGGCAAGGCGGAUCUUUCCUCUACGGCUGAUGACUGAUACCGGACGGCAACAGGCAUUACAGGCUGUCAAUUCUCUGGCUGCUAAUGGUGGGACAAACAUUGCUGAAGGCUUAAGGAAAGGUGCCAAGGUAUUCACAGAAUGCCGGUCGAAGAAUCCGGUUUGCAGCAUUAUACUACUCUCUGAUGGACAGGAUACUUACACAGUGAAUAGCAGGCCUAGUGUUGGAGCAGAUUACCAGUCACUUGUCCCGAAUUCGAUUCAUCGGAACAAUGGAGCAGGAUUGCAGAUACCAGUGCAUGCUUUUGGCUUUGGUUCUGAUCAUGAUUCUACUUCGAUGCAUUCGAUCUCUGAGAUAUCUGGCGGGACAUUUUCGUUCAUUGAAGCCGAGGAUGUGAUUCAGGAUGCAUUUGCACAAUGUAUUGGAGGUCUCUUGAGUGUUGUGGUGCAGGAAUUACAAGUUGAAGUUGCUUGCAUUCACCCUAGUCUUCAACUGAAUUCGGUUAAAGCCGGAAGUUAUCAAACAACCUUGUCAGGCAAUGCUAGAAUGGCUUCCAUUAGUGUCGGAGAUCUGUAUGCCGACGAAGAAAGAGACUUUCUGGUGACAGUUAAUGUUCCGGCCGACAUGUCAAGCCAUGAGAUGUCAUUGUUGCUUGUUAAGGGCCUUUAUAGAGAUCCCAUCACAAAAGAAAUGGUGUUUUUGGAAGAAAACUCUGAAGUGAAGAUUCAUAGAGCUGAUUCUGGUGGAGUACAAGAAGUAUCAAUACAAGUGGACAGACAGCGAAAUAGGCUUCGAGUAGCUGAGGCAAUAGCCGAGGCUAGAAUCGCAGCCGAACGUGGCAAUCUGUCCACUGCAGUUUCUGUCCUUGAUAGCUGCCACAAGGCAUUGUCUGAGACUGUUUCUGCCAAAGCAGGGGACCGGCUAUGUGCCGCGCUUUCGGCCGAGCUAAAGGAGAUGCAAGAAAGGAUGUCAACUCAACGUGUUUAUGAGCAGUCUGGAAGGGCUUAUGUUCUUUCAGGAUUGAGUUCACAUUCAUGGCAAAGGGCAACCGCGCGAGGCGAUUCCACAGAUAGCACUAGCCUUGUUCAAGCAUACCAGACUCCGUCCAUGGUCGACAUGGUGACACGUUCACAGACCAUGAUCUUGGGCGCGCCAACCCAACAUCGGCGCGUCCUAAGGCCGGCGAAAUCAUUUCCUGAGAGGCAGAGCCAAAGAGGUCAUUAAUAAACAUACCACCACUUCUGGAGGGAGAUUAUAUGAGUUUUUCUUCCUGUUUUCUUCACUUCACAUAUCCCUUUUUAUUAUAUAUAACGAUUCUCAACUAUCAACUUUACAUGAAGACAACUACAUCCGAGUCUUCACCUUAUAUAUAACGUUAUUUAUACUUAUAUAAGUUUUGGCUUAUGGUUUUGUUCAAGGUGGGGAGUAUAAUUGGAAAGAAAGGAAGGAGUUUUUUGGUGGAGAAAACUCCUGAUUUUGCCAGUUACAAAGAAAGAAGUGUAAAUUUCAAAGGGAGGGAUAAAAAAAGGGAAUCUUGGUAAUA